Messenger RNA from Kwoniella mangroviensis CBS 8507, 1020 nucleotides. RefSeq lists its product as uncharacterized. NCBI's taxonomy places the organism in Eukaryota, Fungi, Basidiomycota, Tremellomycetes, Tremellales, Cryptococcaceae. Bases 1 to 1020 code for a protein of 339 amino acids. The transcript has 6 exons. The record is from RefSeq and is a predicted model, not a curated record.
AUGCAGCUCACCAGCACAGUAUCUGUUCUUUCCUCCAUAUUCGUCACGACUAAAUACACGUUGAAUGACCUCCUCAUCGACGCUUCGGCACCCGCUGAGGAGAUACAUGAACUGCUGAAGAAGACUGGAGCCAUUGUCUUGAAAGGAUUGAUUGAGCCGGAACACGUUAAUGGUAUGAUGUCGGAUUUCAAACCACAUCUGGACGCUUUAGGGGAUUCUGGCGCGGGUGAACAGUGGGAAGAAUCCUUCUUUCCUGCGACGACCAAGAAAAUUCCUGGGCUGGCGACAAAGUCACGAACCUGGGUUGAUAAAGUGUUGUUGAACCCGGUCUUGGGUGGAAUCGCAGAUUUUGCUUUGACCAGAUGUACGAAGACCACCAUCUCUCAGCCGGGUCAAUGGUCAACUUGCAAACCUGAAAUCAACCUAUGCGGUCUAUUAGAGAUUCAUCCUGGUGGUCAAAGACAAGAUCUGCAUCGUGAUGAUGCCUUGUUCCACCAGAAAGUAGCGGGGACAGAGGAAUGGACACCUAGACGAGAGCACUCGAUAGUCACACUACUGGCAUUGUCCAAGGUUACGGCCGUCAACGGUGGUACGCUCGUGAUUCCUGAGUCGCACCUCAAAGGCGAUGACAUUCCACCACCAGUGUAUGAAGACUGUUUGACAGUGGAGAUGGAGGCUGGAGACUGCAUUGUAAUUUUCGGUUCCACGUACCAUGCUGGAGGAACGAAUCAAACGAAAGUCGGCGAGCCCAACUCUGUUCGAACGAUGUGUGUCACGGGCUACAAGGUAGGAUACCUGAAGCAGGAAGAGAACCAAUACCUACAGCACAACAUCGAAGAGAUCAAGAAACUGCCUAUCGCGGCUCAGAAGAUACUGGGUUGGGAUCUGGCCAUUCCUUACAUGGGAUAUGUAAACUGGCUCCACCCCCUGCUUACUCUCGGUCACGACCCAAAGGGCGUACCCCAGGACGACGAUCUGUUCUACGACCGUCAACAAGACUCAGUGGUAGUGGCUAUCUAG